AUUGAACAUCAAGCAGGUGCAUCUUAAGAGGAAACAGCAGUACUGGGCCACUCUUCCCAGCUUUGCAUCCAUGCAGCCCUCCAUGCUUUUACCAAAUGCUUCCUUCUACAUGGCUCCAGAGGGGGACCCCCCACUGUCACGCGCCGGCUUCAUCAUAUUGUCCAUUAUUAUGGCCAUUUUCACUGUUCCAGCCAUCGUACUCAACGCCACAGUGAUCAUCGUGUCCCUCCUGCACAAACAGCUGAGGCAGCCACUCAACUACGCUCUAGUGAACAUGGCUGUGGCUGAUCUGGGCACAGCCAUGAUUGGAGGGGGGCUUUCUGUGGUCAACAACGCUCAGGGCUACUUUUCCCUGGGCAGAACAGGCUGCGUGAUAGAGGGUUUCGCAGUGUCCUUGUGCGGCAUCGCAUCCCUGUGCACAGUUGCUUUGAUUGCAGUGGAGAGGAUGUUUGUGGUGUGCAAGCCUCUGGGACAAAUAACGUUCCAGAAGAAGCAUGCCGUUGGAGGUAUCGCCCUGUCCUGGCUGUGGUCCCUCACCUGGAACCUGCCUCCGUUGUUCGGAUGGGGCAGGUACGAGCUGGAAGGUGUUGGGACGUCCUGUGCACCAGACUGGCACAACAGAGACCCCCAUAAUGUCUCCUACAUCCUCACUUAUUUUGCUGUGUGCUUUGCUGUUCCUUUUGCCUUGAUCUUGAUCUCCUACGGUAAACUGGUGUGGACGUUACGCCAGGUAUCAAAGAUGGCUUGUGUGGAAGGGGGAGCAGUGGCUAAAGGGGAGAUGAAGGUGGCAUCCAUGGUGAUCCUGAUGGUCCUGACUUUCCUGAUCAGCUGGCUGCCUUAUGCCAGCCUGGCCUUGCUUGUUGUGUUCAACCCUGACGUGAAGAUCCAUCCACUGGUGGGCACGGUGCCCGUCUACAUGGCCAAGAGCAGCACUGCGUACAAUCCCAUCAUCUACAUCUUCCUCAACAAACAGUUUCGUAAAUAUGCUGUGCCCUUCCUGCUGUGUGGCAAAGAGAUGGCGGAGGAGGACGAGGCAUCAGAGACGACAACCGUCAUUGAGACUACAAACAAAGUGUCUCCCAGCUGAAAUGUACAAAUGUCUUCAUACCUGUUUUGUCGCACAAACCUGAAAGUUUUCUAGACUGUGAGAUGAAAUGGCAGACAAGAAAUAUAUCAACGACAGCGUUAAUGUCACUGAUUUUUGUGUGAGUGGAAUACCAUUAAACAAGAACAGUAAUUCAGCAUAAGUUUAUUCAGUAAUGAUUGAUAGAAAAAAAAAUAUCCGUAUUGAUCGAAGUAAAGUCAAGGCCGAAAUUAAAUGAAAAAUACAAAAAAAUGUAUCAAUACAAAAUCUAGAGGAUUAAAUAUAUAUUAAAGCAUUUGCUACUAAGAGAAAUUAUGUUUACUGAAUAAAAACAUUGAGGAGCAAAUAUCAAGACUUUCAAGUAGAGAACAUUACCAUGGGUCUUCCCAUACCUUUGUACAUAUUUUACAUUAUCUUCUAUUUUAAUACAGCUUUCUGAACAUUAAUAGUUGUAAUAGCAUUAAUAAUCAUAACAUGAUGAAGAAAAACUAAUAUAAACAUUUGUAAUGAAUAUGCAUUUCUCUGUAAACUGGUACUUUACCAUUUGAUUUUUUCGCCCUACCUGUGAAACAAAGG
This is a messenger RNA of Cololabis saira (Pacific saury), 1660 nucleotides long. RefSeq names its product parapinopsin a (gene parapinopsina). Gene Ontology annotation, cellular component: photoreceptor outer segment; membrane. The coding region runs from base 71 to 1087 and encodes 338 amino acids. The record is from RefSeq and is a predicted model, not a curated record. Gene Ontology annotation, biological process: visual perception; G protein-coupled receptor signaling pathway. Lineage: Eukaryota; Metazoa; Chordata; Actinopteri; Beloniformes; Belonidae. Gene Ontology annotation, molecular function: G protein-coupled receptor activity. The transcript is spliced from 4 exons.